Nothoprocta perdicaria is the source of this 402-nucleotide messenger RNA. It is a transcript of the gene PARM1, whose product is annotated as prostate androgen-regulated mucin-like protein 1. Gene Ontology annotation, cellular component: plasma membrane; late endosome; early endosome. The record is from RefSeq and is a predicted model, not a curated record. Bases 1 to 291 code for a protein of 96 amino acids. NCBI's taxonomy places the organism in Eukaryota, Metazoa, Chordata, Aves, Tinamiformes, Tinamidae. The transcript has 4 exons.
AUGCGCUGCUGCUGCCGCGGCUGCUUCCUCCUCCUCGCCCUGCUGCUCCUCCCGGCAGGCACCGCGGGGAAAACCGGCCCUGGCACCGGCGUCACCGUGCAGGAGAUGCCGCGCGCCCUGAGCUCAGGCAGCAUCGUGGCCAUCACGCUGACCGUCAUCGCGACAGUGGUGCUGGUGUUCGGCGCGGCCGCCUACCUCAAGAUGAGGCACUCCUCCUACGGCCGGCUCCGGGACAGCCACGACUACGGCUCGUGGGGCAGCUACAACAACCCUCUCUACGACGACUCCUAGCAGAGGAGGCGCAGAGAGACCCUUGUUUGUGAGUGUUUCUUUGGCUCCUCUCCCGUGCGAGGCUUUCCGGAUGCUUUCCUGCCUUGGACCUGCUCUACGGUACCGGCAUCU